This is a messenger RNA of Lactuca saligna, 582 nucleotides long. NCBI's taxonomy places the organism in Eukaryota, Viridiplantae, Streptophyta, Magnoliopsida, Asterales, Asteraceae. The record is from the annotation of a GenBank genome assembly.
AUGUCAACGCCGUUACCGUAUUACGACCGGGUGGCAUACACGGUUCAGCUUGAAGGAAUCAAGGUUGCGGGUACGGUUCUACCCUUGCCGAAAUCCAUAUUCGUACCCGACCACACCGGAGCCGGUCAAACCAUGAUUGAUACGGGUACCCAGUUCACUUUUCUUCUUGGACCUGUUUACACUGCUCUGAAAAACGAGUUCUUGAAACAAACCAAGAAUGUAUUACGGGUGUAUGAGGAUCCGAACUUCGCGUUUCAAGGUGCAAUGGACCUUUGUUACCGGGUUGAACGGAGUCGAGUCGGGUUACCCGUGUUACCUAGUGUGAGCAUGAUGUUUCGGGGCGCCGAAAUGGUUAUUUCGGGUCAGAAGCUCCUGUUUAAAGUGGCGGGUGUAACCAAGGGUGGUGAUGACAUACAUUGCUUUACGUUUGGGAAUUCAGAUUUGUUAGGAAUUGAAGCAUACAUCAUUGGACAUCACCAUCAACAAAAUAUGUGGAUGGAAUUUGAUCUUGCAAACAAUCGGGUCGGGUUUGGUGAGGUUAGCUGUGAUUGUGUAAGUCAAAAGCUUGGAAUUGACUUGUAA